UCUUUCCGUUCACUUUCCUCUCGCCUGUUGUCCUUGUCCUUUUGUUAUCAUUGAUUCUUCAUCUCCCCCCCCCCCCCCCCCCCAACUCUUGUCUGUCGCUUCACUUUCUUCCAGUACCAGACGACUCCUCUCUCUCUCUCUCAUCAUUGAUUCCAGGCAUGGCUUCAGCUAUCGACGAAGGAGGAGAAAGAGAUUUAGAAAAGGGCCUAAUGACUCCGCCAUCAAACCAAAACCCUAACGCUAUUGUUGAUCCAUCUCCAUCGCUGUCCCCAUCACCAUCAACCGCGCCUGCUCUGGUCUUAUCAAAUUCCGGCAAGCGGAUCGACCAGGCAGGUAAGAAGAAGUAUGUGAAGCAGGUGACCGGCAGGCACAACGACACAGAGCUGCAUCUGGCAGCGCAGAGGGGUGAUCUGGCAGCGGUAAAGCAGAUUCUGGGCGAUAUUGACUCACAGAUGGUGGGGACGCUGAGCAGAGCGGACUUUGAUGCUGAGGUGGCGGAGAUCCGGGCGUCUGUGGUCAAUGAGGUGAAUGAGUUGGGGGAGACUGCACUGUUUACUGCGGCAGAAAGGGGGCAUUUUGAGGUUGUGAAGGAGUUAUUGAAGUAUGCUAAUAAUGAUACCGUUUCAAAGAAGAAUCGGUCUGGGUUUGAUCCUCUCCAUAUUGCUGCCAGUCGAGGACACCACGAAAUUGUUCAAGUGUUACUAGACCAGUAUCCAGAGCUUACUAAAACAGUCGGCCCAUCAAACACAACCCCUCUCAUGUCUGCGGCAACAAGGGGGCAUACAACUGUAGUCAAUGAGCUACUAUCGAAGGAUUGUACCUUGUUAGAGAUUUCUAGAUCAAAUGGCAAAAAUGCAUUGCAUUUGGCUGCCCGACAGGGACACAUGGACAUUGUGAAGGCGUUGCUCGACAAAGAUCCACAGCUGGCUAGAAGGACUGACAAGAAAGGGCAGACUGCAUUGCAUAUGGCUGUAAAAGGGGUUAGUUGUGAAGUUGUCAAAUUGCUUCUAGAGGCUGAUGCUGCCAUUGUGAUGCUGCCGGACAAGUUUGGCAACACAGCGUUACAUAUAGCCACCAGGAAAAAACGAGCUGAGAUUGUGAAUGAGUUGUUAUGCCUCCCAGACACCAAUGUUAAUGCCCUAAACAGAGAUCACAAAACAGCUCUUGACAUAGCCGAAGGGCUUCCCCUGUCUGAGGACUCCUCCAAUAUAAAAGAGUGCCUUUAUCGCUAUGGUGCUGUCAGAGCUAAUGAACUGAACCAACCAAGGGAUGAGUUGAGAAAAACCGUGACUCAGAUCAAGAAAGACGUACACACACAGCUUGAACAAACCAUGAGGACCAACAAAAACGUCCAUGGAAUUGCUAAAAGGCUCAGAAAACUCCAUCGUGAGGGGAUCAAUAAUGCCACUAACUCAGUGACUGUGGUCGCCGUCCUUUUUGCUACAGUUGCUUUUGCGGCUAUUUUCACAGUACCAGGUGGGGAUCUUGACAGUGGAGAAGCCGUGGUGGCAAACACAAUUUCCUUUAAAAUCUUCUUCAUUUUCAAUGCCAUUGCCCUAUUUACGUCUUUGGCUGUUGUGGUGGUUCAAAUCACGUUGGUUAGAGGAGAGACAAAAGCUGAGAGAAGGGUAGUGGAAGUGAUCAACAAGUUGAUGUGGUUGGCUUCUGUUUGCACCUCUGUGGCGUUCAUGGCCGCCUCUUAUAUAGUGGUUGGUCGGCGGUACAUGUGGGCAGCGAUUUUGGUUACAGUUGUUGGCGGAGUCAUAAUGGCUGGGGUGCUUGGCACCAUGACUUACUAUGUGGUGAAGUCAAAGAGGACUCGGUCAAUGAGGAAGAAGGAGAAGCAUAGGAGUGGGUCCACCUCUUGGCAUCACUCAGAGUUUUCUAACUCGGAACUUGAUCGGAUUUAUGCCCUUUAAUGUGCCUAUUAUAUAACCUUUGGGGUUGGAAAAUUUGAAGGGAACAAAGUAGGGAAAGGAUCUUCAGUUGGACUAGCUAAAAGAUCGUGAACGUUGCAAUCCUGUGGUUGCAUAGUAUGCAUAUGUCAAGCCUUGGUUUUUAUUUUGGUAAAGGGGAAAGAGGGAAAUGGUGAGUACUUUCAUUUUGUUCUGCAGAUAUGGAGUUGAAGACCUAUUUACGUUUUAGUAAUUUCUUGAGACUCGUAAUCAAGUAUGAAAUUACGUGAAGCCAUUACAGUCAUUUUCGGCUGCAAGAGUAUGCAUUGAUGAUCAUUUGAAACUACGCUUACUGAAUCUACCUGAUGUGGGCUCCGAAAGGUGGAUAUUUCAACUUCUUAGUAUAGUGUUUGUUCAGUAUGUUUUACACUUGCUGUGUAAUAUUUGAUCACUGCUCCCCUCAGGGCUGACUAGUGGCUAUAUCCUCAUAAUUUUCUGACUAGUUGGCAUCAUCAACCAACGAUGCAACUUAGGUAGGCUGGUAUGGAUUCUGGGUAAUUGGUGGUUGUAUGAUUCAUAGGUGUCUUUAUGAAAAACUUUUGUAGAGCAUGGAUUAGCCUUUCA
Molecule: messenger RNA, 2519 nt
Organism: Rhododendron vialii
Lineage: Eukaryota; Viridiplantae; Streptophyta; Magnoliopsida; Ericales; Ericaceae
Product: ankyrin repeat-containing protein ITN1-like
Exons: 4
Coding region: 159-1919 (586 amino acids)
Cellular component (GO): plasma membrane
Molecular function (GO): protein phosphatase 1 binding; protein phosphatase regulator activity
Source: RefSeq, a predicted model, not a curated record